Messenger RNA from Otolemur garnettii (small-eared galago), 2827 nucleotides. RefSeq names its product cadherin related family member 1 (gene CDHR1). Gene Ontology annotation, biological process: calcium-dependent cell-cell adhesion; adherens junction organization; multicellular organism development. Gene Ontology annotation, cellular component: plasma membrane; catenin complex; adherens junction. Gene Ontology annotation, molecular function: calcium ion binding; cadherin binding. NCBI's taxonomy places the organism in Eukaryota, Metazoa, Chordata, Mammalia, Primates, Galagidae. The record is from RefSeq and is a predicted model, not a curated record. The coding region runs from base 125 to 2701 and encodes 858 amino acids. The transcript is spliced from 17 exons.
CCCGCCCCGCGCCCCCUCCCGCCGCCACCCUCAUUGUCUCUGCUCUCUUCGCCGACCCAGGGCAUGCUAGGUGCUCCUGCGCCCGGCUGGGCGGCGGCAAGCGACACUAUCCGCCGGAGGAGACAUGGGGCGCGGUCCGUGGGUCGCCCUGGCCCUGGGGCUGCUGCACCUCUGCCUGGCCCAAGCCAACUUUGCCCCCAACUUCUUCGACAACGGGAUCGGUAGCACCAAUGGAAACAUGGCUUUGUUCAGCCUCCCAGAGGACACCCCUGUGGGCUCUCAUGUCUACACCCUGAAUGGGACAGACCCCGAGGGAGACCCUGUCACCUAUCACAUCAGUUUUGACCCGAGCAUGAGAAGCGUCUUUUCUGUUGAUCCUAAUUUUGGAAACAUCACUCUGGUUGAAGAGCUGGAUAGAGAGAGGGAGGACGAGAUUGAAGCUAUCAUCAGCAUUUCUGACGGCCUGAAUCUGGUGGCAGAAAAGGUCGUGAUCCUGGUGACUGAUGCCAAUGACGAGGCACCCAGGUUCAUCGAGGAGCCUUAUGUUGUCCUGGUUCCUGAGGACACACCUGCUGGGAGCAGCAUCUUUAAGGUCCAUGCUGUGGACAAGGACACAGGAUCUGGAGGGAGUGUCACCUACUUCCUGCAGAACCUGCACUCCACCAAAUUUGCCAUGGACCGCCACAGUGGGGUGCUGCGCCUCCAAGCUGGAGCUACUCUGGACUAUGAGAUGUCCCGGACCCAUUAUGUCACUGUGGUCGCCAAGGAUGGUGGGGGAAGGCUUCGAGGGGCUGACGUGGUGUUCUCAGCCACCGCCACCAUCACAGUCAACGUGGAGGAUGUGCAGGACACAGCGCCUGUCUUCGUGGGCACACCCUACUAUGGCUACGUGUACGAGGACACUCUUCCGGGCUCGGAGAUACUGAAGGUGGUCGCUAUGGAUGGAGAUCGCGGCAAACCCAACCAUGUUCUCUACAGCCUUGUGAAUGGGAGUGAAGGAGCCUUUGAAAUUAAUGAGACAUCUGGAGCCAUCUCUGUCCUGCAGAGCCCUGCCCAGCUCCAGAGAGAGGUGUAUGAGCUGCAUAUACAGGUGACUGAGAUCAGCUCUGUGGGGACCCCAGCUGCCCAGGCCAUGGUCCCCGUCACCAUCAGGAUUGUGGACCUCAACAACCAUCCUCCGACAUUCUACGGAGAGAGCGGACCCCAGAACAGGUUUGAGCUGUCCAUGAAUGAACAUCCGCCCCAGGGGGAGAUUCUACGGGGCCUCAAGAUCACUGUCAAUGACUCUGACCAGGGAGCCAAUGCCAAAUUCAACUUGCGGCUGGUGGGACCUGGAGGCAUCUUCCGAGUGGUGCCACAGACAGUCCUGAAUGAAGCUCAAGUCACGAUCAUUGUGGAGAACUCCGCUGCCAUUGACUUUGAAAAGUCCAAAGUGUUAACCUUCAAGGUCCUGGCCAUUGAGGUGAACACCCCAGAGAAGUUCAGUUCCACUGCAGAUGUUGUGAUCCAGCUCCUGGACACCAAUGACAAUGUCCCCAAGUUCACCUCCCACUACUUCAUUGCCAGGAUACCCGAGAACGCCCCAGGGGGCUCCAACGUUGUGGCUGUCACGGCCGUGGAUCCAGACACAGGACCCUGGGGCGAAGUCAAAUACUCCAUCUAUGGGACCGGGGCAGAGCUCUUCCUGAUCCACCCAGACACUGGGCUUAUCUACACCCAGCCUUGGGCCAGCCUGGAUGCUGAGGCCACUGCUAGGUAUAAUUUCUAUGUGAAGGCAGAGGACAUGGAAGGCAAGUACAGUCUUGCGGAGGUGUUCAUCACUCUCCUGGAUGUCAAUGACCAUUAUCCCCAGUUUACAAAGAACUUCCAGAGGAAGACGAUGGUGCUGGGGACUCCUGUAAAAAUUGAGGCCACAGACGAGGAUGCGGAAGAACCCAACAACCUUGUGGACUACUCCAUCACCCAUGCAGAGCCAGUCAACGUGUUUGACAUCAACGCACACACAGGGGAGAUCUGGCUCAAGAACUCAAUCCGCUCCCUGGAUGCCCUGCACAACAUUACGCCCGGCGGGGACUGCACGUGGUCCCUAGAGGUGCAGGCCAAGGACCGCGGCUCCCCCUCCUUCAGCACCACAGCCUUACUCAAGAUUGACAUCACAGACACUGAGACGCUAUCUCGAAGCCCCAUGGCCGCUUUCCUGGUACAGACCAAGGACAACCCCAUGAAGGCUGUGGGUGUGCUGGCCGGCAUCAUGGCCACCGUCGUGGCCAUCACUGUCAUCAUCUCAACUGCCACCUUCUGGCGCAACAAGAAGUCCAACAGGGUGCUGCCAGUACGACGUGUGUUCCGCAGGCGGUCCAACCCUGCACCCCGUGCCGUCCGUGUAGAGUGGCUCAAGUCCAGGAGUGCCAAGGCUGCCACCAAGUUCAUUCUCAAAGAUCCUCCCAAUGAGAACUUCAACAACAAUAGCCCAGAAAGCUCCCUGCCCCCCAGUGCCCCAGCCCUGCCUCCACCACCCAGCAUGGCCCCCCGCACAGGAGCGGCCCACUGGACUGUGCCCACAGUCUCUGGGUCACUCACUCCCCAGCAAUCCCAAGUGCCACCGAGACCCAAAACCACGGGAAGCCCUACCCAGUCAACUCUUGUCUCUGAGCUCAAGCAGAAGUUUGAGAAGAGUAUGCACAAUAAGGCUUACUUCUAGAGUGUAUCCUGGGGCCCCUCCUGUCCCCCUCACCCUGACCCCUGCCACCCCACUGCUUGGACCAUGCUCCCUACCCUCUGCUCUUUCAGGUCACCCUUGUCUUGUAUGGUGUAACUCCCAUACUCA